AAAGUAACUAAAUUUACUGUCAAACGUUUUAAAAAUUACUGUGUUUAUGAAUUAAUAGAGUAUAAUUAAAGUUUUUAUUAUCUUAAAAUGUUUAACCAAAGCUCACUUGGUGGUUUUGGUGGAGCUCCGACGCCGAGUACAGCAAACCCCAUGAAAGAUUUUGAGGUUGCUCAGCCACCAGAUGAUUCCGUGAGUUGUUUAUCAUUUUCCCCUGCUACGUUGCCUCAAAAUUUUUUGAUUGCCGGUAGUUGGGACAAAAAUGUAAGAUGCUGGGAAAUUGAACAAACUGGCAAAAGUGUACCAAAGUCAAUGCAAUCUUGCGGAGGACCAGUACUGGAUGUUGCCUGGAGUGAUGAUGGAACAAAGGUAUUUAUGGCAGGUUGUGAUAAACAGGCAAAAAUGUGGGAUUUGGCCAGCAACCAAGUUGUGCAAGUUGCUGUUCACGAUGCCCCAAUUAAAACAUGUCAUUGGGUAAAAGGCAGUAAUUAUUCAUGCCUAAUGACGGGUUCUUGGGACAAAACAUUAAAAUUCUGGGACACACGCAGCCCCAAUCCAAUGAUGAGCAUAAAUUUACCAGAACGCUGCUACUGUGCGGAUGUAGACUACCCAAUGGCUGUAGUGGGUACUGCUGGAAGACAAAUUAUAGUUUACCAGUUGGAAGGCAAACCCCAAGAGUACAAAAAAUUGGAAAGCCCUCUCAAAUAUCAACACAGAUGUUUGGCCAUAUUCAGAGACAAAAAAAAGCAACCAACAGGUUAUGCUUUGGGUUCUGUUGAGGGAAGAGUUGCAAUUCAAUAUGUUAACCCCACUAAUCCCAAAGACAACUUUACAUUUAAAUGCCAUCGUUCAAAUGGUACCCCAAGUGGUUUCCAGGAUAUCUAUGCUGUUAAUGAUAUUGCAUUUCACCCUGUUCAUGGUACCUUGGCCACUGUGGGGGCUGAUGGUUCAUUCAGUUUCUGGGACAAAGAUGCCAGAACCAAACUAAAACCAUCUGAAAUUAUGGAGCAGUCAAUUACCAGAUGUGCUUUUAAUCACAAUGGGCAGAUAUUUGCCUAUUCUGUGAGCUAUGACUGGAGUAAGGGGCAUGAGUUUUAUAACACUCAAAAGAAAAAUUAUAUUUUCUUGAGAUCAUGCUAUGAGGAAUUAAAGCCAAGGGGCCCUUAGAUAUGUAAGGAUAAAUAUGUAUGUGAUGUAAUUCUGUAAGGCUAUAUAUAUACAUGAUGUAUCAUGUUUUAAAUAUAUGUUGUGUAACCUGCAAUUAAUUAAGCUAUGAUUUAGUCACUAUAAUUAAGGAGGUACUUCAUAUCCUUAAUAUACUUUUUUAUAAUAAUAAAAUAAUUUUUAAAU
This is a messenger RNA of Brassicogethes aeneus, 1347 nucleotides long. The record is from the annotation of a GenBank genome assembly. Lineage: Eukaryota; Metazoa; Arthropoda; Insecta; Coleoptera; Nitidulidae.